Pieris rapae (cabbage white) is the source of this 2704-nucleotide messenger RNA. RefSeq names its product proton-coupled amino acid transporter-like protein pathetic. Gene Ontology annotation, cellular component: vacuolar membrane. The coding region runs from base 140 to 1525 and encodes 461 amino acids. Gene Ontology annotation, biological process: amino acid transmembrane transport. The transcript has 6 exons. The record is from RefSeq and is a predicted model, not a curated record. Lineage: Eukaryota; Metazoa; Arthropoda; Insecta; Lepidoptera; Pieridae. Gene Ontology annotation, molecular function: amino acid transmembrane transporter activity.
UCAAUCAAGAUUCAAGCAGUUUGUUAUUAGUCGUUGUGCGGGAGCUAUGUGCGAAUUUCAAUAAAUUAUUCGAUAUUUACGUAGGAACAUAAUGUAAUAUUUUUAGAGAUCUGAUAUUCAAAAUAAAUAAGGAUUAAAUAUGAGCGAUGAAAAACAGCCCCUCCUCACAGGGCCUAGUAUUUUAGUCGAUAACCCAGAGAAUCAAGUCGUAGAAUUAGUGACUAGUCCCACGGGACCAACUAAAGAUGAAAAAAAUAAAAAGGAAUACAAUCCAGCCUCAGAGCGGUAUUUAGAACAUCCGACCUCUAACUUUGAUACUCUGAUCCAUCUACUGAAAGGUAAUAUUGGAACGGGCAUAUUGGCAAUGCCCGAUGCCUUUAAAAAUGCUGGACUUUUUUUGGGUGUUUUUGGUACUUUAUGCAUGGGAGCUAUUUGCACCCAUUGCAUGCAUAUGUUGGUACUUUGUUCCCAUGAACUCUGUGUGCGUAACCAAAGACCAGCAAUGAGUUUUGCUGAAGUUGUAGAAGAUGCAUUUGCUAUGGGACCUGUACCUUUGAGAAAAUACGCAAAAAAUAUUAGGAACAUUGUCAAUGUGUUUCUUGUAAUAACUCAAUUGGGAUUUUGCUGUGUGUACUUUCUGUUUGUGGCAACUAACCUUCAAGACACCAUGCACUUCUUCCAUAUAAAUAUGGGUGUCCACAGCUACUUAGCCUUAUUAUUUCCGCCGAUGCUAGCGUUGGGUAUGGUGAAGAAUCUAAAAUACUUGACACCGGUUUCUCUAAUAGCUGCUAUUAUGACCGCUUGGGGCUUGGUGAUUACCUUCUACUAUAUAUUGCAAGAUUUACCCCACACCAGUACUGUGAGGGCAUUUGCGAGUUGGCAUCAAUUACCACUCUACUUUGGAACGGCCAUUUAUGCAUUUGAGGGAAUAGGGGUGGUAUUACCUCUAGAGAACAACAUGAAAACACCGCAGGACUUCGGCGGGUGGACAGGUGUUUUGAACACUGGUAUGGUGAUUGUAGCAGCUCUGUAUACAGCGAUAGGCUUCUUCGGAUAUCUCAAGUAUGGGAAUCAUGUCCUUGGCAGUAUUACUCUCAAUUUACCGAAUGAACCAUUAGCGCAAAGCGUACGAGCGAUGAUGGCGAUUGCUAUAUUCCUAUCAUACGGCCUUCAGUUCUACGUGCCGAUGAAUAUAGUCUGGCCUUUUGUCAAAUCGAAACUCACAUCAGAAAAAGCUCUCGCGUACGGCGAAGCGAUAACAAGAUUCAUAUUGAUUUCGUUGACUUUUAUAGCAGCUGCGUUGAUACCGAAUUUAAGUGGAAUUAUUUCUCUCGUAGGAGCAUUUAGCAGUUCUGCCCUCGCACUUAUAUUUCCGCCAAUAAUCGAUAUUAUCACAUUCUGGCCCGACCGACUCGGAAAAUACGACUGGAAAAUGUGGAAAAAUGUUGCCAUUAUCAUUUUUGGUAUAACCGGAUUUGUGUUCGGUACAUACGCGAGUAUAGGAAAUAUUUUAUCGCUUCCGUAAUGUGGCGUUUACCAAAGAUUCAACCAUGACAAUAAAUUCUUUGAGAAUUAUAUUUAUUAUUAGACUAUAGGCAUUGACAAAUCGAUUAGGAUAUACCUUAGAUAAGCGCUUGAAGUAUUAUUGAAAAUUUAGAGAUUUAUGUUCCUGAGUUUGACAAUAUAAUUUUGGAAGACAUCUUUGCAUUUAUGCGUACAUUUAUUUUGAUAUACAGUUUUGUAUGUGUGUAUUCCGAUUUUGAUAUAAUUGUAAGUUAUCUGUACAAUGUGUUUUGUGUAUAGGGGACGUGUAUUAAUCUAGUACAAUUCGUUUGUUUGAAAUGUUUAGGACUAUAUUAUACUUAUUUUUAAAACAUAAAAUCGUAAAUUUUCGGUAUUGAAAAAAAACAGUAGUAUGAUAUAUAAUACUAAUAUGAGUAGUUUUUUUGUUAUAGAACGUCAAUAUAAAAGAAAAAUCAUUGUCCCAUAAUCCAAUAGUAACACCAAAGAAAAAAAAUAGUUUUGUUAAACUACGCGUAGCAAAUGCAAUUGAAAUUAAAUAUAGAGUCCAAAUGUGAGUUAAAGAUAACUACUUGUUUUUUUUUUGAAAUACAAACUUUAAUUUAUAAAUAUUUUCCAUUUUAUCAUAAAAGAGGUUAUCUGGUUCCAGUUCAAAUUAGGAUUAAUAUAUCGCCCCUCUUUAGUGCAAUGUGAUUCGUAUUUCGUUCAAAACACGGCAACAUUACGUGAACUUUUGUGAUUAAUAAUAAGAGUUUAAUCUAUUUAAUCUUGCUUUUUAGUAUAAUUGUUUGUGAUAUUAUUUAUUAUUUUUACAAUAUCAUGGGUUGCUUAAUAAUUGCCGAUUUAUUUUUUAUAAUUGUAUGUGUGUUUGAUUUAUAUAACGAUUUACUGAUUUAAUUUUGUACAAAUAUUUUUUGCAUAAAAUAUGCGAUUUAAUGCGUACACGUAGUUCUAUGUAUGGCAGCUUAUUAGAAUUUUAUUUAGGCACAUAAUGAUUUUAGUCAUGCUUUUUAUUAAACUGUUAAUAGUUGAAAUUUAAAAUCUUACUAAAAUGUAAUUUAAAUGAACAAAUUUUAGCUAAAAUUUGUUGUGUACUACGUACAAUAUUUUAUUACUUAUUAGUAAAAAAUAUGGAUUUAAAAUUAUAUUGUACUAGUAUUUAAUUAAUAAAGCUUUACUGUGA